AUGAGAUGCUUGCUUAGCUUCUCGAUAAUUAUAUUACAUGGCUUAGGAUUGAUAGGUGGACGAAGAGCAUACGAAUGUGCUGAUCAUGAGUGUGAGAUACAGCCAGCAACACCGGAACGGCCUAACAUUGUGAUUCUUAUGGUUGAUGAUUUAGGCUAUGGUGAUUUGCAAAGUUAUGGACAUCCAAAUCAAGAGGUUAGCGAAAUUGACGAUAUGAUUCAUGAAGGUGUACGGUUUACACAGGCUUACUCCGCUGAUAGUAUGUGCUCACCAAGUCGAGCAGGUUUCAUGACUGGUCGUCUACCAAUUCGACUUGGAGUGACAGGUGGGGCACGGGUAUUUUUACCGCAGGAUAUUGGAGGUUUACCCAAAGAGGAAGAAACAAUGGCGGAAAUGUUAAAACGAUAUGGUUAUGCAACCGGUAUGAUUGGUAAAUGGCAUUUGGGCAUCAAUAAGUAUAACUCCACUGAUGGUACCUUUUUGCCAUCACAACGGGGUUUCGAUUUUGUUGGUUUAAAUUUACCGUGGACAAAUGUAUGGCAAUGUGAUACUUCUAAGGAAUUUGUCAGCAGUCCAAAUGGAACAUUAUGUUUCUUGUAUGAUGGAGAUUUUAUCGUUCAGCAACCAAUUCGUUUUGAGCAUUUAACUGAGGCUUUAGUUAAUGACUGGAAACGAUUUUUACAAGAAAGAAUGGAAAAUGAUAUUGAGAAAAAGCCAUUUUUCUUCUAUUUCUCAUUUCCUCAUGUGCAUAGCUCACAAUUUGCUAACAAACGUUUUCGACACAGUUCUGUACGAGGCUUAUUUGGUGACAAUAUUAACGAAAUGGCCUGGGCUGUUGGACAAGUUUUGAAUAGUUUACGAAAAGAAAAAAUUGAAAAACAAACGCUGGUAAUAUUAAUGUCUGAUCAUGGACCACAUCAGGAGCUUUGUCUUAAUGGUGGAAGUACAGCUGGUUUAAAAGGUGGGAAAUCAAAUAGUUUUGAGGGUGGAUUCAGAAUACCAUUUGUUUCGUGGAUGCCAGGAACGAUUCGUUCCGGUGUUACAUCACAUGAAGUUAUUUGGUCACUUGAUCUCUUUCCAACAUUUGAACAACUUGCAUCAAAAGGGAGGGAAUGGAAAAAGAAAAACAUUUUCUAUGAUGGUAUCGAAAUUUGGCAUCAACUUAAGGGUUUAUCAUCAAAUGCCAGAGGGAAUCGUGUAUCCGAUGCACCUUUGGCUCUUGUAAGGCCCAUCUUCUACUACUGUAACACCCAUCUGAUGGCAAUUCGCUACGGAAAUCACAAAGUGCAUUUUAAAACGUCGCCAAUUUUUAAAAAUAGCACUGAUGAUCCACAAAUGAAUAAAUUAUGUCCUGGCGGAAAACCUAUUGAUGAUUGGUAUGUAUCACAACGAUGUCCGGAAGAUCAGUUGUUUGUUCAUAAUCCACCGCUUCUUUACGAUCUACUUAUUGAUCCGUAUGAAAUGUAUCCAAUGCCACAAGAUGAUAAAAAAGCACAAGAAAUUUUAGAUGAUGUAAUACGAAUACGUGAUAGACAUUUACAAACCAUUUUACCGGUACCACAACAAUUAGGUAAUUUUUCUAUGGCUGUGCUCCCUUGCUGCAAUCCGCCAUAUUGUCGUUGUGAUUUUUUGCCCAAUGAACGUUUGAAACGUGAUAAUAUAAUGACUGGUAAUGAUAAUUGGGCAACUAAUGUUCAUGUUCUCAAUGAUAUUUCGACCGAUGCAUUAACGAUCUCGCGAAAUGAACGAGAAAUCAACUAUAUCUUGAAUAGUGG
Acanthocheilonema viteae is the source of this 1775-nucleotide messenger RNA. Lineage: Eukaryota; Metazoa; Nematoda; Chromadorea; Rhabditida; Onchocercidae. The record is from the annotation of a GenBank genome assembly.